CAGACAAAACUCUGGUUGAAGAAUUCAAAGAAGGCAAUAGUCUUGAUAUUAAUAGUUUGAUAGCUGCAAUGGAGAGUUUAAAAAUAUCUAAGGUUGAAAAGAAAGCUGAUGAUGAUAUUAAGAAGAUAAAGAAUGUGAUAAAGCAAUUGACAAAAGCUGUGACAAAUUUUACCAAUAAAGCAUAUAUUAUAAGAAUGUUCAGAAAAACUCAUAAGAAAUCAAGUUAUAUGACAGAAAAAACAGCAUGUGAUAAGAAAGAAUAUCUGGAGGUUGAAUUGGUAAGUAAUAGAACUAAUGAUUUGAAGGAAGAAUUGAAUGAUAUAAAAAAUUUAGACAAAAGAAGAUGUGAUAACUUGGUAGAUGAAGUGUCCAAUAAGAAAGAAAAAUUCUGA
This is a messenger RNA of Racocetra persica, 392 nucleotides long. NCBI's taxonomy places the organism in Eukaryota, Fungi, Glomeromycota, Glomeromycetes, Diversisporales, Gigasporaceae. The record is from the annotation of a GenBank genome assembly.